CAAAAGACAGAUGCUGAAUAACCUUCAAGUCACAUUAGUUUGACAAGGUAAUUACAGAAUAUCUCAUUAAUGCACUUGUGAUAGAAAAAGUCUAAAGAGAGAAUUCCAAAUUCAGAAAAUGCAACUUUACAUUUAAAAAUGUAGGAGUUGCACUACGGAAUAAGAUUUCAAUUGGAAGAAUCGUAUGGCUGAAAAACAAAGUAAUUUUUCUUUAUUACCCAAAAUUAUAAAUGGAGGAAUUGCAGGAAUCGUUGGGGUCACAUGCGUCUUUCCCUUGGAUUUGGUCAAAACCAGAAUUCAAAAUCAGCAAAUAGGUAAACAUGGCGAAAAGAUGUAUGAUAACAUAAUCGACGCCUUCCGAAAAACUUACAAGAAUGAAGGUUUUUUUGGUAUGUACAAAGGCUCCUCAGUAAAUAUACUCCUAAUAACCCCUGAAAAGGCGAUUAAGUUAGCGGGAAAUGAUUUUUUUCGCUUCCACUUGCGUACACGAGAUGGGAGGCUACCCCUUUACAGACAAAUGCUAGCUGGAGGCCUAGCGGGUAUGUGUCAAAUUUUUAUCACUACACCUAUGGAGCUUUUGAAAAUCCAGAUGCAGGAUGCAGGACGUGUAGCAACUAAGGAAGGAAACAAACUCGGGAAAAAAAUUUCGGCUACAAAGUUGACGAUGGAUUUGUUGAAGAACAGGGGAUUUUUCGGAUUAUUUAAAGGAAUUCGUGCCACUUUGAUUAGAGAUGUUUCCUUCUCCGUUAUGUAUUUUCCUUUAUUCGCAACUCUGAAUGACAUGGGCCCUAGAAAACAAGAUGGAUCAGGCGAAGCGAUAUUCUGGUGGACAUUUUUGUCUGGAUUGCUUGGCGGGGCUGCCACCGGAUUGGCUGUUACUCCCAUGGACGUGGUUAAAACUCGACUGCAAACCGAGACGAAAGCCAAAGGUGAAAAACAAUAUACUGGAAUGGCCGAUGCAUAUACGUAAGUUUCAAAAACAUUCUCCUGAUA
Leptinotarsa decemlineata (Colorado potato beetle) is the source of this 993-nucleotide messenger RNA. Its product is annotated as mitochondrial glutamate carrier 1. Gene Ontology annotation, molecular function: L-glutamate transmembrane transporter activity; L-aspartate transmembrane transporter activity. The record is from RefSeq and is a predicted model, not a curated record. Gene Ontology annotation, biological process: malate-aspartate shuttle; aspartate transmembrane transport; L-glutamate transmembrane transport. Lineage: Eukaryota; Metazoa; Arthropoda; Insecta; Coleoptera; Chrysomelidae.